AUGCCCCCUCCCCACUCCGUCAUCAACAAGUGGCUCUCGCUCCGUCGGAAGCCAUUCUCAUUCAAAUGUCCGGAGCGGGGCCGUAGGCUCUCCCAUUGGCUGAGGGCGGGGGCCGGGGGCCGGGGGCGGGGGGCGGGUGAGCCGGGCCGUGAGGUGCAGGGCCAGAGGAGAGCAGCUCCAGCCCCAGAGGAGCUGCUGACAGCCACGCUCACACCUCCACAGAACUCACAUCCCCGCGGUCCGUCAGUCUGUCCCGCGGGUGUGACGCCGGUGACGGCUCCCGCCUCACUCCCUGUGCUCCCCUCCUCCGGUCAGCCCGACAUGUACAGCCUCAUGGAGCACGAGCUGAAGCCCUCCGGCCAGCCCCAUCCUCACCAGACGCCCCCCGGAAUGUCCCCCAUCACGGGCACCCUGAGCGGGGGCAUGGGGACUAACGGGGGCUCUCACCCCAAAACGGCGUGCGUCCCGGCGAGCGACCCCAUGGACAAAGUCAAGAGGCCCAUGAACGCCUUUAUGGUCUGGUCAAGGGGCCAGAGGCGAAAGAUGGCCCAAGAAAACCCCAAAAUGCACAACUCAGAGAUCAGCAAGCGGCUGGGGGCCGAGUGGAAACUCCUGACGGACGCCGAGAAGCGGCCCUUCAUCGACGAGGCCAAGCGGCUGCGGGCCGUGCACAUGAAGGAGUACCCCGACUACAAGUACAAGCCCCGCCGCAAGACCAAGCCCCUGCUCAAGAAGGACUCCCAGGUGGGCAAGUACCCGCUGUCCGCCGGGAACCUGCUGGCGGCGGCGGCCCAGAACCCGGCCAGCAGCCCCCGGGUGGAGGGCUACGGCUGGGCCCCCAGCGGCGGCUACACCGGGAUGCAGGGCGAGGCGCUGGGCUACACGCAGCAGCUGCACCGGUACGAGCUGUCGGCCCUCCAGUACCCCCCCGCCAUGACGGCGGCGCAGACCUACAUGAGCGGAGCCAACUCCUACAGCCCCAUGUCGUACAGCAGCAGCCCCCAGCAGCCCAGCCCCGUGGCCAUGUCCAUGGUGAAGGCAGAGCCGGUGUCCCACUCGCCCUCCCCCGGGACGCCCACCCACCACCGGGGGGCUCUGCAGGGCGACCUCAGGGACAUGAUCAGCAUGUAUAUUCCUGGACCGGGGGGGGACGGCUCUGACCCCGCCAGCGCACAGAGGGGCUACACCAGUGUCCAGCAGCACUACCUGAGUGGGACGGUUCCCCUCACACACAUCUAGCAGCAGCAGGAGGGGGGGGCUGGGACUGGAGGCAGAUCUCAGGACGUGCAGGCUGGAUGUCCCCACUGACCCCCCCCCGCCAGCUGCCCGCAGCCCCUUUCCCUGAAGCCUGUGGAGGAAACACUCCUGCCAUGCACAGGACCUUUUUCUCCAAAUUCUUUUUCAGAGUAAGCGACCUGUCGGACUCCCUCCGUCCCCUAAAGCCUUUGAACCUGGAGCUUAGCACAGGGCCCCCGCCUGCCCCCCCGACCGCCCCCCCGCCUGCGCCCAGCCCGGGGCCCAGCCCGGGGCCCCGGUCAGACCCCUC
This is a messenger RNA of Menidia menidia (Atlantic silverside), 1546 nucleotides long. The record is from the annotation of a GenBank genome assembly. Lineage: Eukaryota; Metazoa; Chordata; Actinopteri; Atheriniformes; Atherinopsidae.